Messenger RNA from Xenopus tropicalis (tropical clawed frog), 1858 nucleotides. It is a transcript of the gene chrnd, whose product is annotated as cholinergic receptor, nicotinic delta. Gene Ontology annotation, molecular function: extracellular ligand-gated monoatomic ion channel activity; monoatomic ion channel activity; acetylcholine-gated monoatomic cation-selective channel activity. NCBI's taxonomy places the organism in Eukaryota, Metazoa, Chordata, Amphibia, Anura, Pipidae. The coding region runs from base 16 to 1581 and encodes 521 amino acids. Gene Ontology annotation, biological process: excitatory postsynaptic potential; monoatomic ion transmembrane transport; regulation of postsynaptic membrane potential. The transcript has 12 exons. The record is from RefSeq and is marked provisional. Gene Ontology annotation, cellular component: membrane; postsynaptic membrane; acetylcholine-gated channel complex.
GUGGAACCGGCCACUAUGGCUGGGAUAUGGAUCUGCCUUCUAUUGCCAAUUUUUAGCUACUUUCAAGGAUGUCUCUCUGAGAGUGAAGAGGAGCGUUUGCUAAAUCACAUUUUUGGUGAGCGAGGCUACAGAAAGGAACUGCGGCCAGUGGAACAUACUGGUGAAACAGUGAAUGUUUCUUUGGCUCUGACACUCUCUAACCUGAUUUCCCUGAAAGAAGCUGAUGAAACCCUUACCACAAACGUUUGGGUAGAACUGGGCUGGUAUGACAAAAGGCUGGCAUGGGAUAUGGAAGAGUUUCAUCAUAUAAAUAUUAUUAGGGUUCCACCUGACAUGGUGUGGCAGCCUCAGCUCAUCCUGGAAAACAACAACAAUGGUGUCUUUGAGGUGGCUUAUUACAGCAACGUCCUGGUAAACAGUGAUGGCUUUAUGUAUUGGCUGCCCCCUGCUAUAUUCCAAACCUCAUGCUCUAUUAAUGUCAACUACUUUCCAUUUGACUGGCAGAACUGUUCUUUAAAGUUCAGCUCCUUGACUUACAAUGCAAAAGAAAUAAAUUUACAGCUCAGGCAGGACCAGGAUGAAGAGUCCCAAAGAAACUAUCCAGUGGAAUGGAUUAUUAUUGAUCCUGAAGGGUUCACAGAGAAUGGUGAAUGGGAGAUAGUCCAUAUUCCAGCCAAGAAGAAUAUUGACAGAAGUUUAACCCCUGAGAGCACCAAGUACCAGGACAUCACUUUCUACCUUAUAAUAAAGCGCAAACCCCUUUUCUAUAUAAUUAACAUUCUAGCUCCUUGUGUGCUCAUUGCACUAAUGGCUAAUCUGGUCUUCUAUCUACCAGCUGACAGUGGGGAGAAAAUGACCUUGGCGAUAUCUGUCCUUCUGGCUCAGUCUGUCUUCCUUUUGCUUAUCUCACAGCGUCUUCCAGAGACUUCUUUUGCCAUUCCACUCAUUAGCAAGUAUCUGAUGUUUAUCAUGGUCCUAGUGACAAUUGUGGUUGUAAGCUGCGUCAUUGUGUUGAACUUACACUUCAGGACACCCAGCACGCAUGUAAUAACUGAGCGGAUGAAAGAGAUCUUUCUUAACAAACUGCCCCGCAUUCUGCACAUGUCUCGGCCAGCAGAACCAGAGCCCGAGCCUUGGAGUGGAGUCCUUUUGAGGCGUAGUAGCUCUGUGGGGUACAUUGUAAAGGCAGAGGAAUAUUACAGUGUCAAGUCCAGGAGUGAACUCAUGUUUGAAAAGCAAUCGGAGCGCCACGGUUUAACUAGUCGAGCCACCCCUGCACGAGUCAAUCCAUUGAACUCAAACAACUCACAGGACCAACUUUAUGGAGAGAUAAAACCAGCUAUUGAUGGAGCAAAUUUUAUUGUCAAACACAUGAGGGACAAGAAUGAUUAUAAUGAGGAAAAGGAUAACUGGUAUCGCAUUGCUCGGACUGUUGACCGCUUGUGCCUCUUCCUUGUGACCCCUGUAAUGAUCAUUGGGACUCUGUGGAUAUUUUUGGGAGGUGCUUACAACCUACCUCCUUCCCUUCCAUUCCCUGGUGACCCCUUUGAUUACAAUAAAGAACACAAAAGACUGAUAUAGGUCCAGACAGUUACAGCAGCAAGACCAGAUCUUCAGGAAUAUGCAACAUAUUGAUAAAGGAUCAGACAAUCUUAGCGAGCAGGCAUCUUCAGGGCCAACCAGUUUGGAUAUUGGAGCAAAGGAUCAUAGCACCAGGGAAAGUGUUGUAAUACAAACUCAUAUAGUGCCAUUUUUGACACUGUGCAAUAUUUCUUCAGAACUAGCUUUAUAAAAUGUUGUUUUUGUAAAUUACAAAGUAUUGUAUAAAUCCAGUAAAUGGCAUAAAGGUAUUCAAAAA